GGGCAUUUACAAGGUCUGCAGAGAUCUCUGCUCGAAGUUAAGCUGCUAAAAUUCACAGAGAUGCCUUUCUUGGGUUCAGCAGGUCUCAAGACUCUUUACAAUUCUUGUCUCAGACCCUGGAACUGGAGUGAUUCAAGAUAUGAGAGCUGGAGAGAGCUUGCUAAGGUUCUGUCAGACCCCAGUGCCCCAGGGGGGGACACAAGCCUUCAGCUGGACUAUCCUCAGAGGCUGGGACACCAGGUCCAAGAGCUGCAAAUAGGUGGGAGGAAUAAAUCAAAUUAUGCAGCUGUUGGCAGCCCUGUCCCAUGGAUGCCAGAGUUCCAGGGCCAGGCCAACCUGCAUGUGUUUGAGGACUGGUGUGGCAGCUCCAUCGAGCAGCUCAGGAGAAACCUGCACUUCCCUCUCUUCCCUCAUACAAGAACUAUGCUGAAGAAGUUGGCCGUGUCCCCAAAAUGGACCAACUAUGGUCUCCGGAUAUUUGGUUACCUGCAUCCUUUCACUGAUGGGGAGUUUCAGUUUGCCAUUGCUGCAGAUGACAACGCUGAGUUCUGGCUGAGUGCAGAUGAAAAGCCCUCUGGUGUGCAGCUGUUGGCCAGCGUAGGCAAGACAGGGAAGGAGUGGACGGCACCAGGAGAGUUUGGGAAAUUUCACAGCCAGAAGUCAAACAUGGUGAGGUUGUCAGCAGAGGGCAGGUACUACUUUGAGGUGCUGCACAAGCAGGAUGACAGAGGAACAGACCAUGUGGAAGUAGCAUGGAGACUGAAUGAUCCAGAAGCAAAGUUCAAAGUCAUUGACUCCCAAUAUCUCUCCCUUUUUGCUAAUGAGACGCUUCUGAAGAUGGAUGAGGUUGGGCACAUCCCGCAGACGCUGGCCACUGGCAGGAGCUGGGCUGCUGGCAGCACUGGCAGCAGGGUACACCCAGCUGACAUGCUGAAGCCUGACCCCCGGGACACUCUUUAUGAAGUGCCUCUGCUCAGCAAGUCCCGCGUGCGCCGGGCCCUGCCCGACUGCCCCUACAAGCCCAGCUACCUGGUGAAUGGAUUUCCUCUGCAGCGCUACCAGGGCCUCCAGUUUGUUCAUCUAUCCUUUGUUUACCCAAAUGAUUACACCCGCCUGAGCCACAUGGAGAAAGACAACAAAUGCUUCUACCAGGAAAACCCUUAUUAUUUGGAAAGAUUUGGGUUUUACAAGUAUAUGAAAAUGGAUCGGCCAGAGAAGAGCCUGGAUUCUGGAGAAAGGACAGAGCAGCCAGGCUCCCAGGAGGGGAACGUGGAUGAGCUGCAGUACGAGGAGCAGGAUGUGGAGAGCACCAAUGCCCCUGAGCAGGCUGGCACAGGGAGGGCAGGGCCAGCAGGCAAUGUCCCCAGCAGUGUGCUGGGCAGUGACAACAUCCACCAGGACUAUUCCCUCCGGGAGCACCGCCGACUCCUCGCGGUCACGGGGAACGAUGCAGGAGAGGAGAUAAGGAGGAGGAGGACAAAAAGGUCUGGUAUCAAAUCAGCCAUGCUGGCCUCUACCAACCAAAGCCUCAGCCUGCCUGGCCUAGAGGGAAACCCUGUAACAAAGAGACCCCGUGUGAAAGCUGGAGUCAAAGACAAUUCCAGGAGCCCUCUGCAGCAUGCCAGGGCCAUCCAGGGGAGAGUGCCUGUCAGAAGGACAGUCCCUCCUUCUACGACUGUGUCUCAAAGGCAGCAGUCUCUUGGCCACCCCAGGGACUCAGGGGUCACAAUUCCCAGCAGGGUAGGACCUCGAGGAGACCUCAGCACCACAAAGGACAGGCUGCAGCCAGGAGGCACCAUGCCAGCUGGGAAAGGAAUCCCAGUCUCUGGCAGAGCUGGGAGACAGGCAGUGAGUGCUGCCAGCCCCAGCCAGCAGCCCGGGCUGCCGCAGUGGCUGAGCCAGGUGCAGUCCUACAUUGCUGAGCAGAAGGUGGCCAGCGAUGGGGAUGUCGGUGAAGGAGAGGCACAGGUGGCAUCUCCUUUGAAAGACAAGUCUGGAGGAGCAGCAGAGGAGGAAGAGGUGGAUGGGGAGCCAGACGAGGAAGAUGAGGAGGAUUUUGAUUACGUACCAGUGUUUGACCAGGCAGUGAACUGGGAGCAGACCUUCAGCAUGAACAACCUGGACUUCCAUAUGCUGCGCACAGACUGGAUUGACCUCAAGUGCAACACCUCAGGAAAUUUGCUGCUAAGAGAAAGGGAGGCCCUGGAAGUCACGCGUGUCUUCCUGAGGAAGCUCAACCAGAGGAGUAAAGGGCGCUUCCAGCUGCAGCGCAUCGUGAACGUGGAGAAGCGGCAGGACCGCAUGCGGGGCAGCCGCUACCUGCUGGAGCUGGAGCUGCUGGAGCAGGGCCGGCGCCGCGUCCGCCUCUCCGAGUACGUCUUUGCCCGCGGCUGGCAGGGCAGCAGCAGCCACGAGGAGGAUGAGAGGAGGAUGAGGAACCUGGUGUGGGGCCGCCGGCGGCGCCUGAUGGCCGCGGCGAAUGAGCCGGAGCUGUGCUGGCCCCAGGGGUUUUCCUGGAACCACCAGGCUGUGGUUCACUUCGUGGUGCCAGUGAAGAACCAGGCACGCUGGGUGCUGCAGUUCAUCUCUGACAUGGAAGAGCUGUUCCGAGUCACCAAGGAUCCCCACUUCAGUGUCAUCAUCACCGACUACAGCAGCGACGACAUGGAUGUAGAGAAGGCUCUGAAAAGGUCUACCUUGCACAGCUAUCGGUACCUGAAGCUGACAGGGAAUUUUGAGCGUUCUGCUGGGCUGCAGGCGGGGAUAGACCUCAUAACGGACCCGCACAGCAUUGUCUUCCUGUGUGACCUGCACAUCCACUUCCCAGCUGGAGUCAUCGAUUCCAUCAGGAAGCACUGCGUAGAAGGCAAGAUGGCCUUUGCACCCAUGGUCAUGAGGCUGCACUGCGGGAUGUCCCCACAAUGGCCUGAUGGCUACUGGGAGGUGAAUGGGUUUGGUCUCCUGGGCAUAUACAAGUCUGACCUGGACAAAAUUGGAGGCAUGAACACAAAAGAGUUUCGGGACCGCUGGGGAGGAGAGGACUGGGAGCUCCUCGACAGGAUCUUGCAGGCUGGGCUGGAAGUGGAGCGUCUCUCCCUGAGGAACUUCUUCCACUGGUUUCACUCCAAGCGGGGCAUGUGGAACCGGCGCCAGCUGAAGACACCGGUGUAGCCUCCAACCCCAGAGCUGUUUGGCAGCUCUGUCCACCAUCUCAUCCAGAUGUGCACUUUACUGGGGCAUGCAGCUGAGUGCCCGAACUCUUCCUCUGCCUCCAGAGACCUCUCUGAUGGCAUGGCUCAGCUGGGGAAGGGUGGUCAGGCUGGUGGAGCAGGAGCUUCUCUUGUCAGCUGCCGCGUGCGAGACGUGGGAUCCAUGUGUGGCUGGGAAGGUGUGUGGCAGAGGUGUCAAGGGAAACACCUGAAUUUCCUGCCAUGCAGUCUGCUGGAAGGUACAGUGGGAGAGGUGCUGUGCUUCCUGUUGAGUCUUGCACCAAGCAAACACAAAUCCCAGCUAAGCCUUGAAUGGUUUGUUUAGAGCGACGCAGCUUCUCUUUCAAAACUUGAAUGGAAAAGAAAAACAGAAAAGAAACCACAA
Melospiza melodia melodia is the source of this 3594-nucleotide messenger RNA. It is a transcript of the gene B4GALNT3, whose product is annotated as beta-1,4-N-acetyl-galactosaminyltransferase 3. The record is from RefSeq and is a predicted model, not a curated record. The transcript is spliced from 20 exons. The coding region runs from base 61 to 3171 and encodes 1036 amino acids. Gene Ontology annotation, molecular function: acetylgalactosaminyltransferase activity. Lineage: Eukaryota; Metazoa; Chordata; Aves; Passeriformes; Passerellidae. Gene Ontology annotation, cellular component: Golgi cisterna membrane.